UCCCAAUUCUACCUCUAACCUGUUUUGUUAUUAGUUCAUCAAUUGUUGAUCAUAAAUUAUCCUUGGUUUAUAUCCUUAACCGAUCGAUCUUCUAAUUAAUUAAGAUAUGGCUUUAGUUGGUAAGCUUGAGACGGAGGUAGAGAUAAGUACAGCUGCUGAUAAGUUCUACAAAAUUUUCUCGGGCCAAAUGCACCUGCUUCCUAACAUCUGCUCUGACAAAAUACAAGGGGUUGAGCUGCACGAAGGUGAUUGGGAGACUGCGGGUUCUGUCAAGCAUUGGGAUUAUACGUUGGAUGGGAGUUCGUUAAGUGUAAAGGAGACGGUUGAAGCGAUAGAUGAGGAAAACAAAACAGUGAAGUUCAACGUUCUGGAUGGAGAAAUCUUGAAGCAUUAUAAGAGCUUUAGGGUGACACUAAAAGUAACAGAAAAGACUACUGGAGGGGGCAGUUUGGUGAAAUGGAUAAUUGACUAUGAGAAGGUGAAGGAGGAAAUCCCAGAUCCAGAAUCAUAUCAGGACUUUGCAGUGAAGGUCACCAAAGACCUUGAAGCUCAUCUUCUCACUGAAUGAGACACAGCUAUUAUUAGUAAUAAAUGGUUCGAAUUAUAACUAAGGCCUUUUUUUUUUUUUUAAUUGUGGGAUUUGAGUAACGUUGUAUUUAUACGUACAUAAAAAAAAAAAGACACAAAGCUUGAGUCAGUUGGGUGUCUUCCAUGUAUAAGGGAUGAUUUCGUCUUAAUCAUUAUCUUGUACAUUAACAGAGCGUGUGCAAAUAUGUAUUUGGUAUGCAACAACAUUUGUAUUUGUAUCUGUUUAAUUUCUUAUAUAAGAAACAUCUUCAGUUUGAUUCCUAG
Malus domestica (apple) is the source of this 852-nucleotide messenger RNA. Its product is annotated as MLP-like protein 31. Gene Ontology annotation, biological process: abscisic acid-activated signaling pathway; defense response. Gene Ontology annotation, molecular function: protein phosphatase inhibitor activity; signaling receptor activity; abscisic acid binding. NCBI's taxonomy places the organism in Eukaryota, Viridiplantae, Streptophyta, Magnoliopsida, Rosales, Rosaceae. The record is from RefSeq and is a predicted model, not a curated record.